UAGUCUAGCCUGUCAACACUGCAACCUGAGACGGGAUAGCCAGUCAUUUGGCUAGCUAACUAAACCAGCUAAGUUAGCCACUCUGCUAGCCUCUGUCUUAACACACUGUCACGACUCGUUAUUAUUGUGCUAAGGUGGCUGGAUAUACCUUCUUUGAAAUUGUUUUGACGAAAGGAAAGGAAACCCCGACUUUACCAAUUGGCUUCUUCAACUCGUUCCUCCUGUGUGAUAUGACAUCCUGGCUUGGUUACAACAAAAGCUCAACCUCCACAGCUGACGGUUGACAUCUGGUCAGAUGGCUGCUCAGGUGGAGGUUCAAACUGGGGAGGUAGGGAGGGCGGUGGCAGGAGCACGACUUCACCUGAAUCCCCUCACUGACGCCAGCAAUAAGAGCCUCAUCGAGAUCCCAUCUAUCAAUCAGGCCCAUAUAAUUUCACCAGAGCCUAACAAACCUGCCCCAAGCCCUAAGCCACGACUCACUCCCAAACCUUUUACUGUUGAGAAAAAUCCAACCAUCAAACCCAUACUUGCCCCUAAGCCCCAAACCAAACCCCGACCAGAGUCUACUCGCCUUGCUGGAUACAAACCAGAUCCUCCAAGCGCUCCAAAACCAACUGCAAGGCCUGUUUCAACCAACCCUAACCGUCCUGCCUCUACCUCCUUUAAAACAUCUAAUAAACUAAGCACUGGACAGACAGCCAAACCAAUAGUCCAGCCAUUUAAACCAGCCCCUCCUCUUCCUGGGGACCUCAGUAAACCCACUCUUCCCGUGUUUGCUGAGAGGCAGAAACCUGCUGCAUCAAGCUUGGCCUAUUCCAAAAGCUUUAAAGGACUUUCAGCAGCAGAGUGGUCUGGAACCACUACAAAGGAUGACGAGAGGGGCCAGAAGGUACAGAAUAAAGGUGGAGCCUCCAUAACAAGAGCUAAGUCCAUGGGUUUUCUUGUUCAGGUAGGGCAGGAAGAAGAAGUAAAAGACAAAACUCAGCCUGAAGUAUCCGUGCCACUGCGACCCCAGCCCAGAAGCUCCAGGCCCAGACCUGUAUCAGCCAUUUUCCCCAUCAGUCCAACUAAGGCAGAAGCGCCAGUUCCUGCCCCUCGCUGGGCUGGGAGACGACCUCUUUCAGCUGAUCUCACAUCCAAGUUUGAAUCAAUUGGUUUGUCACUACACCAUAAAAGUCCUAAGGAAAACACUAAGGAGAACACUCCAGAGGAGAAGGUGCUGCCACAGAGGAAAGAGCAAGAAAAACCCCCUACGAGUUCCACACCACAAAGAACUGAAGGUGCAGCUGAUUUAGCCAUCACUGACCAAAGCGACAAAAAGACAGAAGAAACAGCUUUAAAAGAAACUGAGGAGGAGAAGCAUGGAACUAGUAUCAAGUCCCGAAUCAGUCUUCUUCUCGAUUCAUCUUCUCCUGGCGCAGGUCUCACUGGCCCAGUGUUAGAUCUUCAUUCUCCAGUUCAGCCAGUCCCUGAGACAGAACCACAAGUUGGGGUUAAACAGCUUAUCAAGCAGCUCACUGAGGAUGUAACACCAACUCAGAGUCCAGUCAUAAAACCAGUACUAAAGCCCCGCCCCUUGCCUCUUGACCUAACCAAAAGGUUUUCAUCUGAGAGGUCACCAGACCUUGUUUCGCUAACUGAGGCAGCAGACCGCCAUGACAUCAGCAAAGAUCCUCAGACAGGGGUUGAAGAGUCAGUUGUCAGUCCCAAUGACCAGAAGAUAUUUCUGGAUUUCAAAGAUUCCUUUGACCUGCUAAAAAAGCCCUCCACACCUAACACGUCUGAGGCCUCUGUUAAGGAAAGUGGCUCUGGUGGUGAAGCACAAACAGUACGAGCAUCUUUGUUUGAAAAUGUUGUGGAGAGGCACAGUGUGUUUAUGUUGGAUGAAGGCAGAUCCACAAACACAACCAAGUAUCCACUUAGCAGCCUGUUAUUUGAUACGGGUGCUGUAGAAGAUGAGGGAUCACCAAUCACUGCAAUUUACACGGAAACUCUAUCUCCGUCAAGUCCUCUCCGAGUGUUACACGCCUUCGAUACAGUGCAUGCAGUGGAAGGGACCAAGACAGUGAGCGAGAGUGUCCCAUUAGCUCAGUGGGAGGAUAAAGCCAUGACACUUCGCUCCAGGCGCUCAGAGGGCACCAGAUCCAUGGCAGAGAAGACUGAUGAAGUGCCAGCACAACUAGUUACGUUGACGCCAGAACCGCAGCUACGAUAUUUGAGAAUAGGGGCUAUACAAAAAUGGGCCACUACAGGUCUUGACCAGGAUGCAGGUUUAGAGAAAGGGAUGUUCAAGGAACCACAAAGUGAAGUACAAGUGACUAUAGAUAAAGAUAGAAGCAUUCAGAGAAUUGCAGAACAGGAUGAAGCGGCCAAAUCCCCUAAACGUUUGAAAAUGCUGCAGGCAGAAGAGCAGCCGAAACCAAGAGCCACUUAUUUUGCUUUGACUGGGCAAUUGCAGGAGCCCGUUUCUCCUGGAGAUGUUGCACCAAAUUUUGGGAACAUGACUGUGCCCUCUGACAAUUUUUCUGUAAGGUCUGCUCUGGGUAGCUCACAAGGGAAAAUUCUCACAGUGAAGAGGAAUCCAUCAUUGGAUGAAGCUUUUGGAAAAAACUCUUUAUCUCAGGAGCAGUUUGAAAAGUUUGUGAUAAAGAGCCACAUGUCAUCCAUGGAGAUCAGGUCACAGAUGACUGAACAGACCAAAGAGGAAACGAUAGAAACUGAAAAGAAGAAGGAGCAAAACAAGGAGACAGAAAGACAAAGGACUAAAAUAAAAGAGCUUGAAAGGGAAACACUGAUGGAGAUAGAGAAACAAGCACAUUUGGAAUUUACACAAAUGAAGGAAAGGGAGAUGCAAAGAGAAGCUGAAAGAAAAAGACAGAAAUUAUUUGAAAAGGAGAAACAAGAAUUUGAAGAAAAACAACGUGCGCUCGAAAGCCAUAAACAGAUUGAGCUUGAAAAACUGCAAGAAUUUGAAAAGAAACAAAGAGAAAAGCGGUAUAUGCUGGAAAGACAGAAACUUCAAGAAUUGGAAAUUGAGAAAAAAAGGAGAGAAAUUGAACGAGAGCAACAGCUGCAAUUUGAGAAAGAUAAACAAGAACUGGAGAGAGUGAGAGAAAAAGAAAAACUAGAAAGGGAGAGAGAAAAGGAGAGGCAAAGACAAAGGGAUGAAGAGAGGCAGAGGCAGCUUGACAAGGAAAGACUACAACUAGAAAUCCAAAAGGAGAAACAAAAAAUGGAGGAGAUGGAGAGAAUUAAAGAACUGGAGAGACAAAGGCUAUUAGAAUAUCAAAAACAAAAACAGAAAGAAAGGGAGAAGCAACAACUCAUUGAGCUGGAGAGGCAAAGACUUAGAGAGAAGACAGAGAGAGAAGAGGCAGAGAAAUUAAGGCAGAUGGCACUGGAACAGGAAAUGUUGAGAAUAAAAGAGCUUGAAAAAGAGAGGGCAAAACAAAGAGAGCUGGAGCGUCAGAUUGAGAAGGAGAAGCAGAUGGAGCUGGAGAAACAGAGGCAACGAGAGUUAGAAAAGGAGAAACAGAGGCAACUAGACAUUCAGAGACAGGAGCUGGAAAACCAGAGGGCAAGACAACAGGAACUUGAGAAGGAAAAGCAGAGGAAGGAAGAGUUGGAGAGGUUGAAAGAGAUGGAGAAAAGACAGCUGUUGGAGUUUGAGAGGCAAAGACAGGCAGAGAGAGAGCUUGAGAAACGUAGACUGAAGGAGAAGAUGGAAAGAGAGGAAGUGGAGAAAAGGGAAGAAGCAGAGAAAAUGAGGCUUGUUGCCAAACAACAAGAAGCAGAAAGACAGCGACUCAAAGAGAAGCAGAGAAAAGAGGAACAGGAGAGGCUGAGGUUGGAGUCAUUGGCUCUGAAGCCCAAAGUUUUGGAUUUAGACUCAGUGCUCAGAAAUGACUUGUCACCUAAGAGCAUUUCACAACGCAGUGACCCUGCAACUCGCUGGAAGGAGCCUUACAAACCUGCCAUUCUAGACAUUGACUCCUUUACAUCUCAAGCUCAACUCUCCCCUAGUAUAGAUUUCUUUCCUGCAUCUAGUUUUCCGGGACUAGAUACUGACUGUGGGAUCCGGUUACAAGCUACACCUGAAAGAGAACUUAACUGGAAGGUACCACCACAAAGUUCAGGAGGUUUCUCAAGCCCAGUUUGGACAACAUCUCCUCAGGAUCCAUGGGAGCUCCGGCCUGUUGAGAUGUCAGUAGACAAACCUAUGGCUGAACCCAGAAAACCUGCCAACAAACUCAGCUCAGACCAGCUGUCCGUCAAGCAGCAAGAGUGGCCCCCAAAUCCACAGAGGCACUGGCCUGCUUUCCUGGAUGAGCCCUCCUUCUUGGCUUCUAUUCCUGUGGCAGAGGGCAGAACUGGGACCUCCCCUCAUGGACUCUCUAGCAGCACUCCUGGAGAGCAGAUCUGGAUCCCCAGAGAACCCCAACCUCCAAAAGAGAGCAGGAUAGAAAUCCAGAGUCAAAGGAGAUCCCAGGGAUCCCAGGAGUUAAACAGGAUGCGGUCUCGAAGUGUCUCAAGGCGAUCGGCCCCUUCAAGUAGUGCUGUGGAGGGAAAUCUCUCUAGGAUGAGGAGUCGCAGUGCCCACAGAGAGCAGGGCCGCCACAGCUGGGUGCAGCAGAAGCAAAGUGGUGACGAGGAUGAGAAAGAUUCAGAAACAGCAGUUCACGAGACUGACAGCCAGUAUGGUACCUGGGAGACAGGCCUGCGCACUGAUGACAGCCUGACACCGGCAACUCCCAGUUCAGAAAGCAAUCUCACCCCCUCACCAAGGAAGCCCACUUCACCACACACUCUGAGUGAUCACACCUCACAGUUAGAAAAUGACUCUCCGGAUGGCCUCCUUCCUUCAUCAUCUUCAGAGAGCCAGUCGCUUCAUUUCCCAGAUGCGCCAACCACUUUGUUAGACACCAGUGCCCUUCGCUCUAGAGCCCAGCUAUUGAAGAAACGUGCUCCACGGAUGCGACCCUCCAAGGCAGCCCGUCAGAAAGCUGAGGUGGAAGAAGGAAACGCAGAUGACUGGCUUUUCCGAGACUCAACAGAGGCAAAACCUGAGAAAGAUGACGACUCUGAGUCUGAGGAGCGUGCCCGAGGAGCUGAUGCUGGCCCUGCUGUUGCCUCACAGUCACAGAGGGUUGCCCUGUUCCCAGGUGUAGACCCCUCAGCUUUAAAGGCCCAGUUGAAGAAGAGGGGUGACCCUGACAAUCAAACUGACCUGACUGCACCUAUUCCCUCUCCUUCCCAACUGUCUCGCUCACCUAAGUCCCCAUUCCUCCCUCGAGCAGCGCGGGUGCUGCCCCCACCUGGUGGGAAAGACAACAGCGAGGAGGGCUCACCCCAGUGGUUGAAAGAGCUGAAAUCCAAGAAGCGUUUGAGUCAAUAUGAAAAUGAUAACUAAAUAAAUAAGGUUGCCUUAAUAGAUUAAUCUGUAUGAACUGAAGCCUUAAUGUUUGACCCAGAGUAGGAGAGGGUGGAUCUACAGCUGCUGAUUUUUUUAUUUUUAUUUUUUUAUACUUUUAUUUUUUUUUAUUUUUUUUGUGAUGGGUGGGAUGUUUUUUUUUUUGUUUGUUUGUUUUUUUUGUUUGUUUGUUUUUCGCCCUUCUUCCCUUCUGGGUCGAUAAAUGUGCAUGGUGCCUUUUUAUGGCGAGUCUGCCUAAUGGAAAAAGAAAAAGGAGCUAAACAACAGGCUGCUCUGCUUCAUCCUUUUCAUGCUCGAACUUGAGGAAGCUCUGCUGCAGCUGGAGGAACUUCACAUGAACACUUUAAAAGGGACCAGGAGAAAACAAGGAAAAUGGAGAGGAAAAAAGCAAUUGUUGGCUAUUAUUUCCUGUCAGGUCACAUUUCUGGAAAUGUUUUCAUUUGUGGGACCACAACGCCUCUAUAUCCUGGACUUGCUUUUUGUCAUGCUGGAGGACAGUCCAGCCAGACCUUUACAAGAUGUCUGUAUGUAGUUUCCUUGCUCGACUAAUAACUCAAGUUGGCUGUGUUUCCAACAGCUGUGUGUGUGCUGUAUCUGUGAAGUUUGUUUAAAAAGAGAUCACACAAGCAUUGCCAUUGGAUAACAUUUCAUACACUAAUGAAUUUUUGUAUCUAGAGAACAAAUCAUUACUAACUUGAUUGUGGAAGUGUGUGUCAUGUUCAUAAGUGUAUUCAGGAAGUGUUAGAUUUGUAUUUAUGAUUUAAAAGAGAACUAGUUUUGAAGAAAGCAAACAGUAAAAAGCAUCACUACAGUAGAGGCUGCUCAGCCUUUUUCUGUGAUACUCUACAGCCUAACAGUGUCACAGCUGCUGCAUACUGUAAAUAUAUAUAAAUAUAUUUUUUGUCUGAAUAUCUGCUUGUUUUUGUGGAUGAGGGACAGGGGGCUUUUGGACAAGUGACUCUACAUCUAUCAAUCAUACACACUCCAAAUCAGCACAAACACACUGCAACUAAUCAGCCUGUCUUCCCUCCUUUUGAUAGACGGAAUGAUUGUAGGUGCAAGCAUCCAAUAAUACUUUAAGCCAUACUGUCACCUUGUAACCCCCACAUGCUCCUCAGUCAUGUUUUGACAAUGUCUUUCCAAUGAAUGUGCAAUUUUUCUUUGUUUUCCCCGUUAAAUGUGCAUGCACAAUCUUUCCUGUCACAUCAGGCUUUUUGCUCAAAUUCACAUGCUCUGAGUGACAGGAAUUGGCUCACACUACUCCAUGCUGGCAGGAAAAUAAGUCCACCCCACCGUCUUUAUCACUCCAAACAAAUGUGAAUAUUUGCACCUGUUGAAAGCUCAACUUCCUUCUUCACAUUUGCCAUCCACCCACUUUACUCUGCGCUUCUUCCAAGCACUUUGUCAGUUGCUGCACGAUGCCACUGACCUCUGCCACCUCUUGUUGGCCGUGGCGUCUGUGUGGUUGGCCUGUGCAUGCAAAGCAAGUGAAUAUGUUGAUGGAGGCUUCAGUUAUUGUCCCUGGUUUCUUUGUAUGUAGACUUUUUUUUUCUUUGUCAAAAAAUUUGAGUUUUUUUUAUGUCCAUCUUUUUUUCCUUUUUUUUAUUUGAAAGUAACAAAUAUAUUGCACUGUGUUGUAUUGGCCAGUGUCCUAAAGUAAAAAAUUCUUAAUAAACAAAUGUAUUUGACUUGAA
Melanotaenia boesemani (Boeseman's rainbowfish) is the source of this 7125-nucleotide messenger RNA. RefSeq names its product protein piccolo. The record is from RefSeq and is a predicted model, not a curated record. Lineage: Eukaryota; Metazoa; Chordata; Actinopteri; Atheriniformes; Melanotaeniidae. The transcript is spliced from 13 exons. Bases 296 to 5410 code for a protein of 1704 amino acids.